GGUAGCUUGUCCACUCCUUCCUGCCGGUGGACUGCAUGAAGGGGACUAUAUGUAUGGUGGAAAGGUGGUGGGAGCAAAGCACCGGGAGGGCACCUCACCUAAAGGUCUCUGUGUGACUUUCUCAACCCAGCGGGGGGGGGCAAGAGGGCCCUGCAGGGAUGCUGUUAUACGUGGGGGCUCAUCCGGGAUUGUGCCAGACAAGAGUUUGGCAGCCUGAGAUGGAAAAGACCUUGCAGUGGCUGAUCAAGCAGCAGGAAGGCAGUACAAACCUUUCAGCAGCUGGAGAAGCAGGCCCUGCUCAGCUGGCUAGCUGAGCAACAGAGGAGCCUGCGAGACUUUACUCGGGAGCAGACGACCACUCAAUGCAGCUCCUCCAGAAGGCGGGGAGUCCCCCGGUGGGGGAUGGCAUACAGGCACCCGGCUUGGGACUAUGUAAAAUGGGCCCGGCAGAUGACCCCGAUGCCUUUCUAGGUACUUUUGAGCGGGUAGCUCUGGGGGCAGGAUGGGACAGGACAACCUGGGCUCUGCGGGUGGCUCCCUACCUGGCUGGCGAAGCCCAAGCGGCCUCUAUGACCCUGAGUGAGGAACAGGCCAGGAGCUAUGACACGGUAAAAGCAUCUGUCCUAGACCAGGUAGGGCUGUUGGACGAAAAAUAUUGCCAGCGCUUCUGGGCAGCGAAGCGGACAGGGGAUUUGAGGCCCCGGGCCUUAACCCAGAAAUUAAUGGACCAGACCACCAGACGGUUGAGAGCUGGCGCCCAGACCAUAGAGGAGGUCAUGGAUGCGCUUGUCCUGGAACAUUUUUUACAAAGGCUCCCCGAGAGGACAAGGGUAUGGGUGAGACGGCACCAACCGGGCACGGUGGAGGCUGCGGUAAAGCUGACAGAGGACUAUGUGGAGGCAGUCUCCCCCAGGAAGGAGGGGCACCCCUAUAAGGACGAGGACCCUGGGAGAAAAUCCAGGGACACCCUGAACGGGAAGGGUCUGGAGAAAAAGCGGGAGACCAACCGGGGAGCUCCCACUGGGACCAGGCAACUCAUGUGCUGGCAGUGCGGGCGAGUGGGACAUAAAAAGCAGGACUGCCCAGAUAUGGACUGCGGCUUUGCGGAAUUUUGCGGGUGGACCAACUCUGGAGGGCAGGGGAAGGGGCGGAAACUGUCCACCAUUCCUGUGAGGGUGGGGAGGAGACCCCAGCGGGGUCUGGUGGACUCAGCCUCAGCCUGCUCUCUUGUCAGGAGGCUGGUGAAGUUGCAGUGGAUAAUCCCAGGGGCCAAAAUAAAUCUGGGAUGCAUCCUUGGGGAUGAGAGGCAGUGCCCAAUGGCCCAGGUGCCCUUCAAGGUUUGGGGCUGGUUCUGUUGGAAACAGGACAGGGUGGUAGAGGGCCUGCCGUACCCAGUGGUGGAGGGCACUGACUGGGACCCAUGGUCAAGAGGGAAAGGAGAUCGGGCAAGGAGGCCCAAGGUGAGAGAAGGGGGAGACCCGUUGAGGAAGGGGGAAGAGGUCUCGGAGAUAGAAAACCCUAGACAACAGAGCCUGAGCCAGGAAGGGUGGGAGAAGGAAAAGGAGAAAGAAGAUAGGGAGGGAGUAUCCGCCCCAGGGCUCUCAGCAGAGCCAGUGGGCCCAACAGAACCCUCUGUAGGCAGAUCCCUGGAAGAUGAAGCCCGAAUCCUGCUUGAGGGGUCUGGGGAAUCAGAGGCUCUGGGUGCCUAGGAGGAAGCUGGGGCCAAUCCUGAAUCCCUGUCAGAGGUGAAUAGGGGAAAGAAAUGGGGGGUGAACACAAGAGUGUGACUGGUGUGAUGACCUCUGGGCAGAAGCAGAGCUACGGGGUGGCCCACCCCCCACGCAAUGUGGUUUCUGACCGUGGGGGAUGGCUGAACCCUGCAAGGAAGCCCCGGCCGGUCACCCAAAAAAGGAAGGACUCCCCAGUAGGACCCCACCUGUUAGAGGGAGGAGGGGACCUGUUCAGUUGAACCGCGUGGUUCGGAAAAAGGGGGAAGGCACGUGACAGGGUGCAAAGCAGAAAACUGCUUAGCCAACCCUCUGUCACUCCAGCUCCAAUUAAAGGAGGUGAAUUGGUGCUGGGUAGACCACCUGGCCCUGAUUGGGGAAGCUGGAACAGCUGCUGCUUCAUCAGGCUGGGGCUGGAUAAGAGCCCCAGGGGAAGGAAGGGGAGGGGAGAGCUGGAAAGAGGGAAGCUCCAGUAGAGGAAAGGCAGUGAGGGGAAGCAGAGAGAGGUAGCUUGCCCCCUCUCUCCUGCCGGUGGACUGCAUGAAGGGGACUAUGUGUAUGGUGGAAAGGUGGUGGAAGCACAGCCUAGUGACUGGCCUAGUGGAGAUGC
Messenger RNA from Dermochelys coriacea (leatherback sea turtle), 2337 nucleotides. RefSeq lists its product as uncharacterized. NCBI's taxonomy places the organism in Eukaryota, Metazoa, Chordata, Testudines, Dermochelyidae. The record is from RefSeq and is a predicted model, not a curated record. Bases 363 to 1709 code for a protein of 448 amino acids. Gene Ontology annotation, molecular function: nucleic acid binding; zinc ion binding. The transcript is spliced from 4 exons.